Saccharomyces paradoxus is the source of this 1227-nucleotide messenger RNA. It is a transcript of the gene NSR1, whose product is annotated as Nsr1p. Gene Ontology annotation, cellular component: cytosol. The coding region runs from base 1 to 1227 and encodes 408 amino acids. Lineage: Eukaryota; Fungi; Ascomycota; Saccharomycetes; Saccharomycetales; Saccharomycetaceae. The record is from RefSeq and is a predicted model, not a curated record. Gene Ontology annotation, molecular function: mRNA binding. The transcript has a single exon.
AUGGCUAAGACUACUAAAGUAAAAGGUAACAAGAAGGAAGCUAAGGCUUCCAAGCAAGCCAAAGAAGAAAAAGCUAAGGCUGUCUCUUCCUCUUCCUCCGAAUCAUCAUCUUCAUCUUCAUCUGAAUCCGAGUCUGAAUCCGAGUCUGAGUCCGAAUCCUCAUCUUCAUCCUCUGACUCUGAAUCCUCAUCUUCAUCCUCUUCUGACAGCGAAAGUGAAGCUGAAAAAAAGAAGGAGGAAUCCAAGGAUUCUUCAUCUUCUGACUCUUCUUCUGACGAAGAAGAAAAAGAAGAAGAAACCAAGAAGGAAGAAUCUAAAGAAUCUUCUAGUUCCGAUUCAUCUUCCUCUUCAUCUUCUGAUAGCGAGAGCGAAAAGGAAGAUUCUAACGACAAGAAGCGUAAAUCUGAAGACGCUGAGGAAGAAGAAGAAGAAGAGUCUUCCAACAAGAAACAAAAGAAUGAAGAAACCGAAGAACCUGCUACUAUUUUUGUUGGUAGACUAUCGUGGUCCAUUGAUGACGAAUGGUUGAAGAAGGAAUUCGAACACAUUGGUGGUGUCAUUAGUGCCAGAGUUAUCUAUGAAAGAGGUACCGAUAGAUCUCGUGGUUAUGGUUACGUUGAUUUUGAAAAUAAAUCUUACGCUGAAAAGGCCAUUCAAGAAAUGCAAGGUAAGGAAAUUGAUGGUAGACCAAUCAACUGUGACAUGUCCACAAGCAAGCCAGCUGGUAACAACAACAACGAUCGUGCCAAAAAAUUCGGUGACACUCCAUCUGAGCCAUCUGACACUUUGUUCUUGGGUAACUUAUCUUUCAAUGCUGACAGAGACGCUAUUUUCGAAUUGUUCGCUAAGCAAGGUGAAGUUGUUUCCGUUCGUAUUCCAACACACCCAGAAACCGAACAACCAAAGGGUUUCGGUUACGUUCAAUUCUCCAACAUUGAGGACGCCAAGAAGGCUCUCGAAGCUUUGCAAGGUGAAUACAUCGACAACAGACCAGUUAGAUUAGACUUCUCCUCUCCAAGACCAAACAACGAUGGUGGUCGUGGCGGUAGCCGUGGCUUUGGUGGUCGUGGAGGUGGUCGUGGCGGUAACCGUGGAUUCGGUGGCCGUGGUGGCGCUCGUGGUGGCCGUGGCGGUUUCAGACCAUCUGGUUCUGGUGCUAAUACUGCUCCAUUGGGCAGAUCAAGAAACACCGCUUCUUUCGCUGGUUCAAAGAAAACAUUUGAUUAA